CUAAGCUGAAGAGAGAACACUCCCCCCUGCUUCCCAUCUUAAAGCAGCAGAAUAAUUUCCUGAGAAUUCUAUUCCUGAAGCUAGGAAGAAAAGCUUAUUUAUACAUACACACAACCUGCAAGUCUCCAGUUUCUAUUCUUCCUUCCUCUCUGACCCUUCCCCUCCCCCACUUUGCACCAGAGAAGUCAGACUCCGGGAGUGCUUUAACAGUUUGAAGGCUAAUCUGAAAGAGGAAGAAGAAUCUGUAUAUCUGUAUAUAUUGGCUAGCAAAUGUGCCCUGCCCUCUCUCCUCUUAAAAAUAGCAGCAACCCAUCUUUGCAAAGAAGCUUGCCUAUAGAGCAGGCACUCUGUGAAUGGACUGUGCUUUUAUGACCCUACAGGGUAUCCAGAUACUGUGCAGCUCACCAACAAGGAUUAGUUGCAAGGACUGGUAGAUCGAAUUUACUGAAGACUUGGAGCUUGCUUCUGAGAAAAAACGCAAAGGACAGUAAACUGUGGACCUUGAAGUUAGCAGCAGGAGGAAGGCGUCUAUUUUGGACUUGCAAGCUGUGCAUGCUGGGAUAAGAAGAAGGAUGAUAUGAGCACUCCCUUGGCCUGCGUGGGCUUCCUCUGAUAUUACACCAUAAAAAGCAUUGAUCACCAUAAGAAGGAACAUUUGUGAAGGUACUCCAGUGCCAGAAAGAGGCACAAAGCAGACAUUCCUAGAGAAACAUGGAUGAAACCGCAAAUGUGACAGUAUCUUCUGCCACAUGCCACGACACUAUUGAUGACUUCCGCAAUCAAGUGUAUUCCACUUUGUACUCUAUGAUCUCUGUUGUAGGCUUCUUUGGCAAUGGCUUUGUGCUCUAUGUCCUCAUAAAAACCUAUCAUGAGAAGUCAGCCUUCCAAGUAUACAUGAUUAAUUUAGCAGUAGCAGAUCUACUUUGUGUGUGCACACUGCCUCUCCGUGUGGUCUACUAUGUUCACAAAGGCAUUUGGUUCUUUGGUGACUUCUUAUGCCGCCUCAGCACCUAUGCUUUGUAUGUCAACCUCUAUUGUAGCAUCUUCUUUAUGACAGCUAUGAGCUUUUUCCGGUGCAUUGCAAUUGUUUUUCCAGUCCAGAACAUUAAUUUGGUUACUCAGAAAAAAGCCAGGUUUGUGUGUGUAGGUAUUUGGAUUUUUGUGAUUUUGAUCAGUUCUCCGUUUCUAAUGGCUAAACCACAAAAAGAUGAGAAAAAUAAUACCAAGUGUUUUGAGCCCCCACAAGACAAUCAAACUAAAAAUCAUGUUUUGGUCUUGCAUUAUGUGUCAUUGUUUGUUGGCUUUAUCAUCCCUUUUGUUAUUAUAAUUGUCUGUUACACAAUGAUCAUUUUGACCUUACUAAAAAAAUCAAUGAAAAAAAAUCUGCCAAGUCGUAAAAAGGCUGUAGGAAUGAUCGUGGUCGUGACCACUGCCUUUUUAGUCAGUUUCAUGCCAUAUCAUAUUCAACGUACCAUUCACCUUCAUUUUUUACACAAUGAAACUAAACCCUGUGAUUCUGUCCUUAGAAUGCAGAAGUCCGUGGUCAUAACCUUGUCUCUGGCUGCAUCAAAUUGUUGCUUUGACCCUCUCCUAUAUUUCUUUUCUGGAGGUAACUUUAGGAAAAGGCUGUCUACAUUUAGAAAGCAUUCUUUGUCCAGCGUGACUUAUGUACCCAGAAAGAAGGUCUCUUUGCCAGAAAAAGGAGAAGAAAUAUGUAAAGUAUAGUUUAAACCCAUUUCCAGUCCAAUCCAAUGAAAAUAGUUUCCCAAAUAAAUAUUUUGCCAAAUCAUUUACAAAAAAAUACAAUUUUUCAUUAAUAUUUUACAAAUACUUAACUAUUUGGGUUUACAAAUCUAUCUCAUUUUUGCAUUCACAUGAUUAGAUAUUUAUAGAUAUUUUAAGUGCUAAAAAUUCAGUCCACAACUAUGAACUAAAUUAUAAAUAAUUUUGACCACUUACCAGAAUUUGGAGAAUAUUUGUAUGUUUGCACUAUAAAAUAUGUCUUAUAUUAAAGUUUUCCUUUUCAAAUAAAAGCUUUACAAAAGAUAAAAUACAUAGAAUUAGUCAAUAUAAAAUAUAUGUAAGCUAAAAGUUACAAAAUAUAAAAAUAGAUAUAAAAUUGGCAAAGAGUUUUCAAUCAUUCUAACAUAUUCCUUUGCAGGCAUGCCAUCGGAUAAGAACUGGAGAUGACUCAGAAGCUAAAUAAAAUGUACUGUCAGCUUUCUUUGUAGUACUGAUUGGCUGGGCAAAUUAGGGCCAUUUCUUCCAAAAGAGAAUGUAAAAAUGGUAGAACAGACUAGUAUUCAGCUAAAUGAUCCUAAAGGCACCAUACAAUGUUCAAUAUGGAAACAGGAGAAAUCUGGUCAAAAGCCAGUUUGUCUCCAGUUUUCUUCUGCCUUUGCCUCAGGCUCCCAAAAUUGAAUAGUGGAGUUUUAGCUGCUCAGUGAGGUUCCUGUAGAGAAUUCUCUCCAUCCAUGACAUAAAAUUCUUCCUUAAGAAGCCAGACAACUGGCAGUCCCUUAUAUAAACAGAAGUAAUUAAAAAUUUAUCUGAAGAAGAGGAAAGGAAAAGGAAUCUACUUUUCUAUAUGCCAAUUGCUGGGAUCAAAAUAAACUACAAGGGAUUGAUGAAGAAAAUUGUGAAUGUUCAUGUUACAAAUUAUUUUAAGAAGUGCAUACAUUUAUGUAUAUGUAUUCAACAACUUUAUGUAAGAGAUUUUCCUCUAUGAUAUGCAUUAUGGCUGAAAGUUCACUAUAAGUUUUAUUAUCGUUUUAUCACUUUUUAUUGGUAUGUUGACAGGAAUAUCAUGGAUAUAUUUACAGUGACUUUUAUAUUACAGUGGACACUUUGAUCUUUAAACAGUCACAACAACUCAUCUAGGGCUGAAAUAUAAUAUUCGUGGACAAGUUUUUGCUGCAGUGUAGUGUGUCCUUUAGCUUUGCCUUUCAAGAGGUACAUUACCUCAAAGGAAAUAAAUGAUAACUAUAAAGAAAAAA
This is a messenger RNA of Mandrillus leucophaeus (drill), 2996 nucleotides long. RefSeq names its product cysteinyl leukotriene receptor 1 (gene CYSLTR1). The transcript has 4 exons. The record is from RefSeq and is a predicted model, not a curated record. Lineage: Eukaryota; Metazoa; Chordata; Mammalia; Primates; Cercopithecidae. Bases 712 to 1725 code for a protein of 337 amino acids. Gene Ontology annotation, biological process: G protein-coupled receptor signaling pathway. Gene Ontology annotation, molecular function: leukotriene receptor activity. Gene Ontology annotation, cellular component: plasma membrane.